Panicum hallii is the source of this 975-nucleotide messenger RNA. RefSeq names its product peroxidase 41-like. Gene Ontology annotation, biological process: hydrogen peroxide catabolic process; response to oxidative stress. NCBI's taxonomy places the organism in Eukaryota, Viridiplantae, Streptophyta, Magnoliopsida, Poales, Poaceae. Gene Ontology annotation, molecular function: peroxidase activity; heme binding. The record is from RefSeq and is a predicted model, not a curated record.
GACGCGGCGGCGGUGGCGGAGGCGAAGCUGGUGCCCAACUACUACGCCAAGACGUGCCCGCGCGCGGAGCGGAUCGUCACGGACGUGGUGUCGCAGAAGCAGCUGUCGCACCCGACCACCGCCGCGGGGGUGCUCCGCGUCUUCUUCCACGACUGCUUCGUCAGCGGCUGCGACGCGUCCGUGCUGGUGGCCCCCAGCUCGUUCGCCCGCUCUGAGCGCGACGCCGCGCAGAGCCGGUCGCUCCCGGGGGACGCCUUCGAGGCCGUGACGCGCGCCAAGACGGCGCUAGAGCUCGAGUGCCCCGGCGUCGUGUCCUGCGCCGACGUGCUCGCCAUCGCGGCCCGUGACCUCGUCGCCAUGAUGGGGGGGCCCUCCUACCCGCUCCGCCUGGGCCGCAAGGACGCGCUCGCCUCGUCCCCCGCCGCGCCCGACGCCGAGCUGCCCCUCGCCAACUCCACCGUGCCCCGCCUCAUCGCCAUGUUCGCCGCCAAGGGGUUCACGGCCCAGGAGCUCGUCGCGCUCUCCGGCGCGCACACGCUGGGGUUCGCGCACUGCAGCGAGUUCGCCGACCGCAUCUUCCGCCGGGCCAAGGGCGGCGGCGCGGCCGCGCCACCGCACGACCCGACCAUGAACCCGUCGUACGCCAAGGGGCUGCAGGACGCGUGCAGGAACUACCAGCGGGACCCGACCAUCGCGGUGUUCAACGACGUCAUGACGCCCGGCAAGUUCGACAACAUGUACUUCGUCAACCUCCAGCGCGGCCUGGGCCUGCUCAGCACGGACCAGGCGCUGUGGACCGACCCCCGGACGCGGCCGAUCGUGCAGCGCUACGCCGCCAACCAGACGGCCUUCUUCGCCGACUUCGCGCGCGCCAUCGUGAAGCUCGGCGUGCAGGGCGUCAAGAUGGGACGGGACGGGGAGGUCCGCCGGCGAUGCGACAUGUUCAACGGCAACCCCGCUCCUCUGGGGCCUUAG